This is a messenger RNA of Polistes dominula (European paper wasp), 2483 nucleotides long. RefSeq lists its product as uncharacterized. NCBI's taxonomy places the organism in Eukaryota, Metazoa, Arthropoda, Insecta, Hymenoptera, Vespidae. The record is from RefSeq and is a predicted model, not a curated record.
CUAUUCUAUUAAAUAUUUAUCAUUUUUAAAAUCAAUAAAAUAAAAUAAUAUCAAUAUAUAAUUCGCGAGAAACGACUAAGAAGGACACCUUACGCGUACCAACUGUUCAGUGAUCCCAGAAACUUUUGCUUGUCUGAUCGACACAGUGCCAUAAAAUUAUCACAGUAAAAUUAUCUUACGCACAGAAAAAAAGUUUUGACUAGUUUGACUAGGUUAACAAAGAAUUUCUGGAUUUUCAGAUUUUUUUUUUAAAGUAUAUAAAAAGCUAAAAAAGUAUAUUUUCGCAAACUUGAUGACCUUUUCUUUUUAGUCCUUUUUUAGACUUCGACUUUUGACUAUGCGACUAUGUAUGGCCAUCCGCAUACCGCGUACAGGUAGUAAAUAUCACUUUUUCAACUUUACGAACUUUAUCGAACUACAUAAAUAAAACCGUGUACCAUGUAGGGCAAUAGGAGGCGCUGGGCGAGCGCUGCGCUGCACAAUCGAAACAAAGACAAAAUCGAGACGUAUCGAAAAUUAUAUUUACAUAUCGAAUUAUCGUAAAAUUAUCGUACAAGUUGAAUUUACGAUCGUACAAUGCUUCAAAUUAUGUGACGUGACGAUAAUUAUCGUACGAAUGGGAUCGCUGCUACUGUUGCACAUAAAUACAUCCAUGGAAACAACCACUGUCAGCGCAUGACUGUGACGUCGCAUGCGCAUGCGCACGAAGACCCACGUGGGAGAAAAUUUCACGUCCUGUCACUAUAGCCGACUCGUCGUUGGUCUCAAUGGCACAUGAGCUGAAUAUGAAUGGCGCAUCUCUCCUACAGGAUCCCUACUCCGUGGUCAGCUCGAUCGGAAUUUGGCUGGCGACGGGAGUCGGAACUCGACGAGCAGAGCAGCCACAGUAAACAUAUUCGUCGGUAAUGAAAACGAGCAAUCGUAAUAAGAUAUUUUUUUGAUAAUUUCGUAUGAAUUGCGACAACUAAUUUCAAGGUGUUGUUGUUUUAAUGUUCUUAUUGUAAACAAUUAUUUUACUAUUCUUAACUGAUCAUAAAUAAUAAAGUAAUAAGAAAUCAUGAUUGGGUGAUUUAGAUACAUAUAUGUUUUAGGCCUAAGUAUUCAUUUGAGGCUAAUUUAUAGCAAAUAAUGAUGCAUUUGCAUUAUAAACAAAAUAUAACAAUGCAACAGAAAAAGAAAAAAAAAUUAUUUCAGAGAUAUAGCUUUUUCUUCUCAAUGCUUCUUUGUAUGUUACUUGCUACUAUACAACCAUAUUUAGGGGGUACAAUCGGUAUAGCAAGUGGCAAUUUUAUUAUCUGGUAUUUUGCAGUGCCACUAACAUAUUUAGAAGCAGGGUUAUUAUGCACUCCACAUUCUCUCUAUGUGGCGUUAACAAAUGGUUACCUGAUAAUAUUUGUGAUGGUUUUUAUGUAUGGUGUGAUGCCCUUUUUAGCUAAGCUUGGAACAUGUUUAUUAUUACAUACUAAAGUGAACAUAUGGCUUCUUAAAGGAAUGGAAGUACUUUAUUGUAUGCCACCACCAUUUACUUCCAGUCUAGCACUUUGUCAGAUAGCACAAGCUGAUCUACCAACUAGUGUGGUUACUACUUUAAUAGGACAUUUGGGAGGUUUUUUCUUAUCUCCGAUUCUUCUAUAUUUUGUGUUAGGAGCAUCUACUCCACCUUUAAUUGGUGUUAAUGUUAAGGAGAUUAUUUAUAGUACUUUGUUACCUCUGACUAUUGGAAUGAUAUUACAGUUUUCUGUAGUAAACCCUAAUGUCUGCUCCAUAAUUGGUAUUGGAAGAUAUUCUCAAGGAUUACUAUUAGUCAUAGCAUAUUAUUGGUUUUCUGAUGCAGUUUCUGCAGAUGUUUCAUCUUUGCAAGCUACGGACAUAUUAUUAUGUAUACUAAUUGCUUGUAUUGGACAGCUUUUCACAUGCUGUUUAUAUUGGGGUUUGUCUUCUAGAUGGUUACCUAGAAAUACUCUUUUAGCAGCAUUAUUUGUUAGUACUCAUAAAUCAGUUGGUCUUGGAAGCUGGAUUUUACGAAGUACAUAUCAUGGAUCUGCUCAGGGUCCAGCAAUAAAUUUACCACUUUCAAUUCUGCCUGUAGCACAACUAGUAUUGGGUACUUUACUGGCCAGUUGGAUUGCUCCACAUUAUUCAUUGAAAAAUUGAAAAAUUGAAAAAUUAAAAAAUUAAAAUUUUUCUCAUAUAUUUUUCUUAUAUUUUAGAAUCUUUUAAUUAAAGUGCAUUUGUUUAAACAUUCUAAUCUAGUUAUCAUUCGAGUUGUAAAUUAUUUUAUAUUCAAAGUUUAGUAAUAAAUAUGUAUUAAACAAAUGUACUAUUGUUGAAAAUAAGUUAAGUAUCUUCCACGUACAUUACAUUUUGUUUAAACAAAUAAAAAAAUAAUUAAUUAAAGCUUACUUGUACAGAAGAGAACGCUUCGAUGAUUACUUGAUAGAAUACGAAAUAAUACAGUUUAAUGAUAUUGUAAUUUAUUUAUU